Messenger RNA from Eimeria necatrix, 285 nucleotides. RefSeq lists its product as hypothetical. The coding region runs from base 1 to 285 and encodes 94 amino acids. The transcript has a single exon. Gene Ontology annotation, molecular function: minus-end-directed microtubule motor activity; dynein light intermediate chain binding; dynein intermediate chain binding. Gene Ontology annotation, biological process: microtubule-based movement. The record is from RefSeq and is a predicted model, not a curated record. Gene Ontology annotation, cellular component: dynein complex; axoneme. Lineage: Eukaryota; Apicomplexa; Conoidasida; Eucoccidiorida; Eimeriidae.
AUGUAUCUUGAAGGAGCUUCGUGGAACCUUGAAGGCAUGUCUCUGAAGGAGCCGGAGCCUAUGCAACUGACGUACGAAAUGCCCAUUGUGCACUUCAAGCCGGUUGUACGCAGGCGCCCCUCUUCUGAUGCGCUUUACAUGUGCCCCAUUUACCAGUACCCUUGCCGCUCAGGGGACGGUGAGAGGCCAUCCCUAGUUACAAUGCAAGAAAUACGCAGCGGCUCUCAGGACCCUUCCUUCUGGAUCAAGCUAGGCACCGCAAUCUUGCUAUCUACCGCCUUGUAG